Molecule: messenger RNA, 1877 nt
Organism: Astyanax mexicanus (Mexican tetra)
Lineage: Eukaryota; Metazoa; Chordata; Actinopteri; Characiformes; Acestrorhamphidae
Gene: srsf6a
Product: serine and arginine rich splicing factor 6a
Exons: 6
Coding region: 78-1235 (385 amino acids)
Biological process (GO): mRNA splice site recognition; alternative mRNA splicing, via spliceosome
Cellular component (GO): ribonucleoprotein complex; cytoplasm; nucleus
Molecular function (GO): mRNA binding
Source: RefSeq, a predicted model, not a curated record
GGGCGGAGCCUGGUGGUGGUGGGGGUCUUUGGGCCGCGGUUCUGGUUCUGCGGGCCUGUGCUGAAGCUGCUGCCGACAUGCCACGGGUUUAUAUCGGCCGUUUGAGCUACCACGUCCGGGAGAAGGACAUCCAGCGGUUCUUCAGCGGCUACGGGAAGCUGCUGGAGGUGGAUCUGAAGAACGGGUACGGGUUUGUGGAGUUCGAGGACACGCGGGACGCGGACGACGCCGUGUACGAGCUGAACGGGAAGGAGCUGUGUGGAGAGAGGGUGAUGGUGGAGCAUGCGAGGGGACCCCGGCGGGACCGCGAUGGAUAUGGUGGAGGGGGUUAUUAUGGAGGAGGUCGCAGUGGAUACAGCAGCAGGAGUCGCUCUGGCAGGGAUAAGUACGGGCCUCCGGUUCGCACAGAGUACCGCCUCAUUGUGGAGAAUCUCUCCAGCCGCUGCAGCUGGCAGGACCUGAAGGACUUCAUGCGUCAGGCCGGGGAGGUGACCUAUGCGGAUGCCCAUAAGGAGCGCACCAACGAGGGGGUCAUCGAGUUCCGCUCCCAGUCUGACAUGCGGAGAGCUCUGGAGAAACUGGACGGCACAGACAUCAACGGCAGGAAGAUCCGCCUGGUGGAGGACAAGGCGCGCCGCUCUCGCCGUUCGUACUCUGGAAGUCGCUCGAGGUCCCGAAGCCGCCGCCGCUCGCACAGCAGAAGCCGCAGAAGCAGCCACUCCCGGAGCAAAUCAAGGUCUCGCUCAAGGUCUCAUUCCCGCCGGCACCACUCCCGUUCCAGGUCCAACCACAAGUCCCGCUCCCGCUCAGGCCGCAAGUCCCGCUCCAAAUCUCCCUCCAGCAAGUCCCGCUCUCGCAAGUCUCACUCUCGCUCCCGCACUCACAAGUCCCGCAGCCGGUCGGCUAGCCGCAAGUCCCGCUCUCGCUCUGACACCCGCAAGUCUCGCUCCAAGAGCACCUCCAAGGUGAAGUCUGAGCGUGGGUCUCGCGGCCAGUCCAAGGAGAAAUCCAGCAGUAAGAAGUCCCGCAGUCGCACUGCCUCACCUGCUGAGAACGGCAACGAAGAGCGCGACAAGUCCGCCUCUCGCUCGCCGUCUCCCCAGGCCGAGAAAAGCGGCUCAAAGUCUCCGGAACGAGCUUCCCGCUCUCGAUCACGCUCACGAUCCAAAACCGCAUCUCACUCUAAAUCCAGAUCCAGGUCCAGAUCUAGAUCUAGGUCCGCCUCCCAGGACUAGAUUGGUACGGCACAUGUCAUGAAACAGUGUAGUAAAGGGGGAUUUUUUUUUUUUUUUUUCGUUUUAUUUUUCUUCCAAACAUUUAAUCAGUUGUAAAAAAAUAAAUAAAUAAAUAAAAACAAAAAAAACAAACCUGUCUUACAUUUGGUGGAGGCGGGAUCAUUAAACAUUUAAACCGGGUAGCCUAGGUGUUUUAUACAUUGCAUGAGCAGACUUACUACACUUAAACAUAUUCUCAGCUUAGUUCUGUGUUGUGCAAAACAAUUCAUCAGCAGCAAAAGUCAUGAUAUUAUAACCCUCUUCAUAACCUGACGUGAUUGGCCCGUUCUGACUUGAUUUGCUGAUGCUGUUCUGCCCAUUUAGACAUUCUUUUUCUCAAUUCAGAUUUAAAAAAGUGAAAAGGAAAAAAAAAACUUGCAGUAACAACUAAUAUAACUGAAUAAUAUGAUGAACUGUCUUGUGGCGUUGUCAUUUCCAUCAAACACACACCUUGUGUUUGGUUUUCUUUCGUUAUUUAUUUGGAUUGAUCACGUCCUGUUAAAGCAUUAAUCCCACCUGCGUUCCUGAUGUGAUGUCUUAAAUUAAAAAGUGCGGGCAGUCCAUUUUUAUUGUUCAUUUUAUUAAAAGUCCUCGUUGAUACAA